Trachemys scripta elegans is the source of this 4820-nucleotide messenger RNA. It is a transcript of the gene SCAF8, whose product is annotated as SR-related CTD associated factor 8. The record is from RefSeq and is a predicted model, not a curated record. NCBI's taxonomy places the organism in Eukaryota, Metazoa, Chordata, Testudines, Emydidae. Gene Ontology annotation, cellular component: nucleus. Gene Ontology annotation, molecular function: RNA binding.
CCGCUGCUCUCGGCUCCCCCGAGCUGCGCUGCCUGGAGCCCGUGUGUCCGCCAUAUUGGUGUCCGCGCUGCCUGCCUGUGUAGCUGCUGCGCCGUGUCCCUCCAUCUCGUCCCGGCCAGGCCGAGCCCGCGAAGCCGGCGCUGCAGGGCGGGAAGCGGGGCGAGGUGGCCGAGUGGAGCAGGGAGGAGACGGAAACGAGCGGGCCACGGGUCCCGCGCCCCCUGCGCCACCCGCCAUGGCGAGGAGGCCCGGGGGACCCUGAGAGAGACCAGCCCCCUCCCCGGCCCAGCCCAGCCGCCAUCAGCGGAGACGAGCCGCCCGGUCCCCGCCUCUGCCUCAACAUGGAGGCCGUGAAAGCCUUUAACAGCGAGUUGUACUCGCUAAAUGAAUACAAACCACCUAUUUCUAAGGCUAAAAUGACACAGAUCACCAAGGCAGCAAUCAAGGCUAUAAAGUUCUACAAACAUGUUGUACAGAGUGUUGAGAAAUUCAUUCAAAAGUGCAAACCAGAAUACAAGGUACCUGGUCUCUAUGUCAUUGACUCUAUUGUGCGACAGUCCCGGCAUCAGUUUGGGCAAGAGAAGGAUGUGUUUGCUCCUAGAUUCAGCAAUAAUAUCAUCAGCACUUUCCAGAAUUUAUACCGUUGUCCUGGGGAUGACAAGAGUAAAAUUGUUAGAGUGCUAAAUUUGUGGCAGAAGAAUAAUGUAUUCAAGAGUGAAAUUAUUCAGCCUCUCCUGGAUAUGGCAGCAGGAAUUCCUCCUCCAGUUGUGACUCCAGUCUUGCCCAGUACAACAGCUGCUAUGAGCAACAAUACUCCAGGAACUCCUGUGACCCCUGUUACUCCAGCCAAUGUGGUACAAAGUUUACCUGAUCCUUGGGUGUCUCAAAUUGCUAAUACAGAUACACUUGCUGCUGUUGCACAAAUCUUACAGAGUCCCCAAGGCCAACAGCUUCAGCAGUUAAUACAGACACUGCAAAUACAACAACAGAAGCCACAGCCUUCACUACUUCAAGCGCUGGAUGCUGGUCUUGUCGUUCAGUUACAGGCCCUCACAGCACAACUUACAGCUGCAGCUGCUGCUGCCAACACACUUAAUCCACUGGAACAGAAUGUCUCUUUUAACAAGAAGCUGAUGGACAGGUUUGAUUUUGGGGAAGAGCCUGACCUCAGUGAAGAGCCUAAAAAAGAAACUCCCAAUUCCCAACUGCCUCUAGUAUCAGAGUCUGUGAACAACUCACUUUUUCAUCAGCUAGCUGAACAACUACAACAACAAAAUUUAGAACAUCUCCGACAGCAGCUCCUGGAGCAACAGCAGCCUCAAAAGGCAAGCCCUGAGGAAAAUCAAGAGGGAAAUUUUGGAUCAGAGCACUCUGCAUCACCAUCACAAGGGAGUAGCCAACAGCAGUUUUUAGAAGUGGAAACAAACCUAGAUGAUUCAAUGGAUAUUCAACAGCAGGACAUGGAUAUAGAUGAAGGGCAAGAUGUAGUUGAGGAAGAGAUCUUUGAACAAGAAGAAAAGAAAUCAGCUGUUCGUUCAAGAUCAAGAACACACUCAAGAUCUCGUUCAAGGUCACCAAGAAAACGGAGGUCUAGGUCACGGUCUGGUUCCCGAAAACGUAAACACAGAAAACGUUCACGCUCAAGAUCAAGAGAAAGGAAGCGAAAGUCAUCUCGGUCAUACUCCAGUGAAAGAAGAGCUAGGGAAAGGGAAAAAGAACGCCAAAAAAAGGGAUUGCCUCCUAUCCGGUCUAAAACACUAAGUGUCUGCAGUACUACUCUUUGGGUUGGUCAAGUAGACAAGAAGGCCACACAGCAAGAUUUAACUAAUUUGUUCGAAGAAUUUGGACAAAUAGAAUCUAUUAACAUGAUUCCUCCAAGAGGUUGUGCAUAUGUCUGCAUGGUUCACAGACAAGAUGCAUAUCGUGCUCUUCAGAAACUUAGUUCUGGAUCCUACAAAAUUGGAUCUAAAAUUAUUAAGAUUGCUUGGGCUUUAAAUAAAGGUGUGAAAACAGAGUACAAGCAAUUUUGGGAUGUGGAUCUUGGAGUUUCAUAUAUACCUUGGGAAAAAGUAAAAUUGGAUGAUUUGGAUGGCUUUGCUGAAGGAGGCAUGAUCGACCAGGAGACUGUAAAUACAGCUCUAGUGCAGCCUCCUCUAUCCAUUACUCAAGAGACAAUGAAAGAUGUUCCUUUUGGUAGCCUUGUUUUACCAGUUGGCACUGUUUCUAGCAGCCUAGCCACUCCAACAUUAUCAGCAGCAAGUGUUUUUAACCCUCUUCCAAGCAACAAACCAGAGUCAGAAGAAAAAGGAUCACAUCUUGCAGACGUUCAGAUUUCUUCCAGUGAAAACAACAGAUCUGUUCAAAAUGAUGUCUCAAGCAGCUCCGGACUUGCGGGUGGAGUGCAGCCACCCGGUGUCUCAAGCAGCUCCGGACGUGUGGGAGGAGUGCAGCCACCUGGUGUCUCAAGCAGCUCUGGACGUGCAGGAGGAGUGCAGCCACCCGGUGUCUCAAGCAGCUCCACACUUGCGGGAGGAAUGCAGCCACCCAGUGUCUCAAGCAGCUCCGCACUUGCGGGAGGAGUGCACCCACCCGGUGUCUCAAGCAGCUCUGCACUUGCGGGAGGAGUGCAGCCACCUGGUGUCUCAAGCAGCUCUGGACUUUUGGUGGGAGUGCCGCCACCGAACGUCUCAAGCAGCUGCGGACUUUUGGCGGGAGUGCCGCCACCGAACGUCUCAAGCAGCUCUGGACUUAUGGCGGGAGUGCCGCCACCAAACGUCUCAAGCAGCUCUGGACUUUUGGCGGGAGUGCCGCCACCGAAUGUCUCAAGCAGCUCUGGACUUUUGGCGGGAGUGCCGCCACCGAACGUCUCAAGCAGCUCUGGACUUUUGGCGGGUGUGCCACCACCCAAUGUCUCAAGCAGCUCUGGGCUUCUAAUAGUGCCACCACCCAAUGUCUCAAGUAGUUCUGGACUUCUGGGGAUGCAGCAUCCAGCAGGGAUUCAAAACAUACCCCAUUUAAAUAUUAGUAGUCAAAGGAUGCCCGGAAUGCCUCUCUUAGAUCUCCGUCCAGGACUAAUACCCCAGUCACCUGGACCAAGAUUUCCAUUAAUACAGCCUGGAAUGCCACCACAGCGUAAUAUCCCUCCUCCAACAAUCCUUGACCCAUCCCUUCAUCCACCACCUAGAGGUCCUUUUCCUCCUCCAGGAGAUCUUUUUAACCAAACAGAGAGACAUUUUGGAACACCUGGAAGACAAAAUGUUGAUAGCAUUUCUAAUCCAGAAAAAAGGUUACCACUUGGCGGUGAUAGCAUUCAACAGGAAGGAGACCGAGACUAUCGCUUUCCACCAGUGGAAAACAGAGAGACUCUUAAUAGACCAUCUCCAGUCGAUGUCAGGGAUUCUAUUGGACGGCCACCAGUAGAUCCAAGAGAGGGUCUUGGAAGACCUCCAAUAGAUGGAAGAGAACAUUUUGCAAGACCACAUAUAGAUAUGAGAGAGAAUUUUGGAAGACCAGGUGUGGAUAAUAUUGGUCGAAGAGAGCAUUUUGGUUUCAAUUCAGAAAAGCACUGGGGACAGAGAGGAGAUUAUGAUGAAAGAGAACACAAUAUUUUCCCUAUCUAUGGUGGUCCUAAAAGCUUCCAUGAAGAUAGAGAGAGAUUUCGGCAUGUAAAUUACAGAUUUGAUACUAGAAGUGGUCCCAACUGGAACAGGGGAUUUGAACAAGAUGCUCACAGAGAUUUUGAUGACCGUAGAAGACCCUGGGAAAGACAGAGGGAUAGGGAUGACAGAGAUUUUAAUUUUUGCAGAGAAAUAAAUGGAAACAGGUUUGGAAGAGACAGAAUGCAGAACAACUGGAUCCCUCCUCCACAUCCAAGGGUUUUUGAAUAUUUUGAAGGGGCCACUUCACAGCGCAAAGCUGAUAAUAUACCCCAGGUAAAUGGUGAAAAUACAGAGACAGAAAGUCAGCCACCAAAUGUGCAAGUGCAGAAUGAUCCAGAACUUUAUGAAAAACUAGCAUCUUCAAGUGAGAUAAACAAAGAGAAGAGUGACACAGAAGCUGAUAUAGAAAGUGAACCAGUGGUAGAAAGCACAGAAACUGAGGGGACAUAAUCAUCACUCAGUAGGUAAAAGAUACCUUUUGUAAAGUUGUCAUCUCUCUGUAAUAGAUAAAUGGCUGACUGGACCUUAGCAGUUCACUUUUGUCUGCCAGAAUUAAGUUAAUCUGAUGUUGAUGUUCAUCUUUCACUUAAAUAACUGUACAACUGACUUGUAUAGAACACUGUUCUUAAUUUGAACAUGGUAGGUAAACAUUUUUUUAUUUCUCUGAUAAAACACAGACUUGCCCCCAGUUGCUUUUAAUGUCACAAUGAUAAAUAACAGCUUGUCAAACAGAGACUUCCUAUGGAAGAAAAUGGAAUUUUUUUAGAUACUACCAUUAGGUUGGCUGUGGAAAUUGUUAUACUUGAAAGCAGGUGCUGGUAUAUCUUGUCCAUGUUUUUAGGCUGCUGCAGAAUUUUAAACAUAGACAAAGCUGUGAUAUUUUAUGUUCCUGAAAUUUGGCGCGCGCACACACCAAAAAAAAAAAAAAAAAAAAAGAAAAGAAAGAGAGAAAAAGAAAUAGCCCUGGUCAUUUAAGGAGCAUAAUACAGAGAUUAAAAGUGCUUUCGUAAAAUCCACACUAUAGUCUCUGUUUUCUCUAAAGUAAGUGUCUGUGAUUUGUUCCUCGUACUGCAGUGGGUUAAAAAAAAAUGAUAAAAGUACAUUUUAAUGUUGGGUGCAUUUUGUUUUUAGAUGCCAAUAAAGCAUAUUUGUUUGAUAACA